This is a messenger RNA of Colletotrichum aenigma, 717 nucleotides long. It is a transcript of the gene lovD-0, whose product is annotated as Acyltransferase LovD. The record is from RefSeq and is a predicted model, not a curated record. Bases 1 to 717 code for a protein of 238 amino acids. The transcript has 4 exons. NCBI's taxonomy places the organism in Eukaryota, Fungi, Ascomycota, Sordariomycetes, Glomerellales, Glomerellaceae.
AUGGACUGGGCGGGCAUUAUUGUCGAGCGUGCUACAGGAGUGUCUCUAGAAACGUACUUUCAGGAGAACAUUUUCGGACCUCUCAACAUUACCAGCAUCACGUUUCAACCUUCGGAAGAGUCCAAAUCACGAUUGGCUCAUAUGCAUCAGAGAGACGUUGACGGUGGAUUUUACGAGAUAGAUCACAUCUACAGAAAGCUCCUGGUUGUGAAAACGCAGGAGGAAAAGGACAACCUACUUUGCGCUGGGGGGCAUGGAUGCUUUGGCAAGCCAGCAGAGUUCUCCCGUAUCAUCGCACUGCUCCUGAAUGAUGGCCAAGAUGCUAGGACAAAGGCGCAACUGCUGAGGCCCGAAACAAUAGACGAAAUGUUUACCGAUCAGAUUUCUGACAAGCCUCGCUAUUCUAACAAAUUCAUCCCGGUGUCAAAGCCCACUCUGGCAAGGCCCACCCCGUUGACUGCAAUUCCAGAGGAUCAUACUGAAGGCUGGGGUCUUUCCUUCUCAAUCAGCCACCACCCGUCAUCGACAGGAAGGCCUGCAGGAGCCGCCUCCUGGGAGGGCCUCGCAAAUCUCUAUUGGUUUGCAGACCGCAAGAACAAGCUUGGCGGAAUUAUUGCAACACAGAUUGCACCUUACGGGGAUCCUCAUGUUCUUGAAUGUUCAGACAAGGUCGAAGCGGAGAUUUACAAGAUUAUUGCUUCCAGAACUACUGAGUGA